CCAACCACAUGUUUUAUUGAACUUGUGCGAAGAACAGAGAACGUUCUCUUGUCAGAAAUGAAAAAAUCUUAGAUGGAAGAAAAUUCUUAAUACACCUUCCUUCACCGCAUUUUUUAAGGAAUUGCGACCUAGGAGGUGGUGUAGUCGUAAUUAAGAAAGUAUUAGUAGUAACCCAUAGGCGAAAAUUAAAAAUUUCGACUGAAGAAAGCGUUUUUAUUUCGGAGACGAGCUAUCCAAGUAUCACAACUCGGACCCAUUCGUUGCGGAUGUAACAGCUGGGACGGCAUUGGUCAUUUGCAAUUUCAGCGUCAGAAACUAAAACAAGGGCAAUAAAAACAACAGCUGUCUCAAUCGCAGAAGUAGCAAGGGCGACAGCAAAUAGCAUCUAAAUGAACACAAAAGCUGACGUCAACAGGCGAGUUUUGGCCAUUCAAGCCAAGAAAAAGAGGCAUAAGCCUAAUAAGAAGCGUGGUAAACCGAAUGGUGUUGCUGCCGGUACUGGCGGCGGUGGUGGUGGUGGCGGUCAGACACCGGGAAAUUCUAAUAAUAGCAAUCAAGGUGGUGCUCCACCGACAUCUCCUAUUUCGCCGGAAUGUGAAGUUAAUCCGAAAAUGUCCAAAUCAUUUAGUGGCGCUCCGUCGACUAGUGGCACAGGUUCAUUGACUGCCAAUACGCCCGCUACAGGCUCUGCCAAUAAUUUGGACGAUAUUGCAUACAUGAAGGGUGCGGCGAAUAAUGCCGGUAGUAUUGGUGUUGGCAUCAUCGGCGGGGGCAAAAAGUACUCUGCUAACUAUCAACAGCAGCUGUCGCAGCAGCAACAAAACCAGCAACAGCAAAAGUGUAUGAAUAAUAUGCAUUUGCAGCAGCAACAAUUUCAAAAUUUACAACAACAUCAAUAUGAUGAUACCCAGCAUCAGCUGCACCAACAAUAUCAAUACCCGCCACGCAGUUCAUCGAAUGAUUCGGAAGACUCGGAAUUGAACAGUGAAAAUGAGGAGCAGGAGCUCAAGGAAGACUACUGUAAAGGUGGCUAUCACCCUGUAAAUAUUGGUGAUCUUUUUCAAGGACGUUACCACGUUGUACGCAAAUUGGGUUGGGGUCACUUCUCCACCGUUUGGCUGUGCUGGGAUCUGCAGGAGAAGCGUUACGUGGCCAUAAAGAUCGUAAAAUCCGCUCAUCACUUCGCCGAGACGGCUAAAGACGAAAUUAAGAUACUCAAAUCGGUGCGUGAUUCCGACCCAAGUAAUCCGCGUCGCCAGAAAACAGUGCAACUACUGGACGACUUCAGAAUCACUGGGGUAAAUGGAACACACAUUUGCAUGGUGUUCGAGGUGCUGGGCGACAACCUGCUGAAACUAAUACGCAAGUCCAAUUAUCGCGGCAUACCCAUUGAGAAUGUAAAAUCGAUUACGCGCCAGGUGCUAGAGGGCUUGGACUACUUACACACUUGCUGCAGGAUCAUACAUACCGACAUCAAGCCGGAAAAUGUGCUACUUUGUGUCGAUGAACAAUAUGUGCGUUCGCUAGCGAACGAAGCUACUGAGCUGUAUGUGAUGAAUUCUAAAAUGUUUCCGUCGUUUGUGAGCCGUGCUCCCAAAGAAUAUCGCGAGCCGCAAAUUACCGGUAAAAUGAGUAAAAACAAAAAGAAAAAGCUAAAAAAGAAAGCAAAGAAACGUUUGGAGUUGUUCAAGAAACAAUGGGAUUAUUUGGAACAGAGUAGUGGUGGGCAAGGUGGUGAAGCGCCAGCUGAAGGGACCGACGGCACAGAAUUGUCCAACGAUGGCAUUGGCGAUGGACGCGCCGAGCAGCGAGUGCGUUUGAAGGGCGGUAAAAUGGUGAAUGGCGAGACAACAGAUCCGGAAGAUGGGCAGGAAGACGUUGAUGAUGGCGAUGAUGAAGAUGCUGAUGCCGAACAGGAUAUUAUAGCUGAGGAGCAUGCAGCCGAUGCUGAUGCCGACGAUGAUGACGAUGAAGAGGAGCAGUUGCAGGAGCGCACCAGCUACAGCUCGAACACGAAUUCGCCCCGAAAGCAACAGAAACAGAAGGCCGGCAAAGAUGCAGUGGAACAAGUUAUUACAAACAAUGUUGGUGGGGAUAAAAAGAAGAAGAAGAAGAAAAAUAAGAAAAACUCGGCACAACAGCAACAAAACCAAAAGGAGAAAGAAAAGCAGCACCAACAAAAUGAUAAUAAAUCUACAUCCAGUAGCGACAGCCACACCAUCAAAGACGAAUUGAACGAUUCGGGCAGUUCUUCACCCACUCUCAAAGGACAAUCAGCAAACAAGAAAGUAUCAAUGACAAAGACUUCCGAAACAAAGGCAAGCAAAACGCAAAAUAACAAUAUUAAGAAUAACAACAACUCAAACACGUCGAAUACGAGCACCACAACAAAUGCAAAACAAAACGCCAAUAACAAUGAGAAAGUUGUUAAUUGUACUGUUACAACAGCAACACCACAACAAACCAAAUCGGAACCGACAAUAUACGCAACUUCAUUAGCUUCGCCACCGGCCGUAAAGCCAACACCUCGUAAAGAUCCCGCCUUGGAACCGUGCAAAUUCGAUGUGAAAAUCGCCGAUCUCGGCAAUGCUUGUUGGGUGGACAAACACUUCACCGAGGACAUACAAACGCGUCAAUAUCGUUCGCUGGAGGUGAUACUCGGCGCUGGCUACGAUACAUCAGCGGAUAUUUGGAGUACUGCAUGCAUGGCUUUUGAGCUGGCCACCGGCGAUUAUCUAUUCGAACCGCAUUCGGGCGAGAACUAUUCACGUGACGAGGAUCACAUUGCACAUAUUAUCGAACUCUUAGGACCGAUACCGCAUAGCAUAAUUCUACGCGGCGCGUACGCAUCGCAAGCGUUCAAUCGCAAAGGAGAACUACGCAACAUCACCGGAUUGAAGCCGUGGGGUUUAGUCGAUGUGCUGUCUGAAAAGUACGAAUGGCCGCGCGACGAUGCGGAAGCGUUCGCCGAUUUUCUCGUACCAAUGUUGGAGUUCGAUCGGGCGAAGCGUGCAACGGCUGCUGAUUGCCUGAAGCAUCCGUGGCUGAGAUAAAAUACAAUGAUUUGCUGUUGCGCGUUUGCGCCAGCACCAAUUAUAACACCACCAGAGACGUCAUUGCCGUUGCUAUCACCGUUGCCGUCGCCGCUGCCCUUGCAAUUGACGACAACAUCCACACUGAUGUCACUGUCUCUAUCUUCGUCGCCGUCGCCCUCAUACGCAUUACCCACUACGACCGCAACCAACACCAUUGGCAGCAGUAGCAUAGUGGUGGCAGCGGCGUUGGCGGAAUUGGAUGGAGUGCAGUGUACAUCAGUGCGUAAACCAUUGGCGGCAACAAAAACCACUUCGCUACCGUUGCCGUUGCUGUCGCAAAAGCGUACGACGCGUUCGGUGUCGGGUGGCGCAGUGACGCCAUCAUCUACGGCGGCUGCGUCGUCGACGGCCGGACAAACGCUAUGCUGGCGCAAUACGCUGCGUCGCAUGUUUCAGCGCAAGUGACGUUGGCUGUUGCGUGCGCGGCGGCGACGACAACGUGAACGCGCACUUUGGAAUUGUCGUUGGCGCGGGCGCGGCAAGCGGCGUCGUGUGGUGGUGUUGGCAUUGGCGCAUGCGCGCUAUUAUUGAGAGUGGUUAGAAUUGGAUUGCAUAUUUAUUAAACAAACAAAUAUUAAUAAUAAUUUAUAAUGAUACAUAUAAAAUAUUAUGAAGGAGGCGUAAAUUAGAAAAUGAUGCACACAUUUUGGAGAAUAUUGGUAGCGCGACAGCCAGAGUAGUCACAGCAUCACCAACAAAGCAAAACAAAAAACAAAAAAAAAAAACAAAAAACAAAUACUAGAACAACAGUAACAAUAACAGAGUAACAACAACCGCAGUGUAGCAAUACAGCGAAAUACAUGCAAGACGAUUAAAAAGAACUAUUCUAUAUAGAAUUUUAUAUAUCAUUUAAUCUUUUUCUAACUGUGCAAUUCAUUUCCGCAUACGAUAAUUUUAUUUAUGAAACUGAAACCGAAACAGAAGUAAACAAAUUUUUACCUUAUUUAAUUUAAGAUAAUUUGCUAAUUUUUUUUUGCAAAUUUUAAAUAUGUUGUUGAAAACGAAUUUCGCUAGAGGCACAGACGACAUCAGGGACUCAAAAAAGCUAAAACGCUUAAAAAUAAUUGAAAUUGAAAUUAAAAUUUCUUGGACCUUGUUUUUGUUCUGAACCCAAAUCAAACAAAUGAGAUUAAAUAAAUGAAAAAUCGACUUUGAUUCACAGAAAGACUUCAAAUAUGGGAAAAUUGCAUUGGCUGAAAAAAAGUUGUUUAGAUUGAAAUAUUUUAUAUAAAUCAUUUGCUAUGAAAACCCUUUUAAAGAUUAGAGAUAACCUUUCGUAUAUUUUAGUUUCAUUAUGCAGUUUUUUUUUGACAUUGUCGAAUAUUUCUUUCAAUAAAAAUUAAUUCUAAACUAAUUUGUUCCUAAGUUUUGGUGGAUAUUUUUUUGAUACGCACUUUUUAAUGCAGCUUUCAUGUGAAUAAUGCAUUCCUUUUUGGUUCUAAAAUUUUUUAUCUACGGACAACAUUUUUUGCGGUAUUAAAAAAUGGUAAAAAAAAAAAAAUUUCGAAGAGUUUCAUAAAAACUAAUUUAACUGCGAAAUGAAAAACCGUAAUGAAUUAAUUUCAUUUUGUUUGCAAAAUUUUACAGUCCGCACAUCAGUAUUUUAUACUUCGAACUGAGUUUUAAUAAAUCGUUGUUUUCUGCUCUCAUCAUCAAAAUGUUAUUACUAUGCGAAUAUCUUUAUAUGAGCUGCAUUCUCAAAACAACCUCCAUGCGUUAAUAAAAUAACUUUAUAAUGAGGAUAAUAAGAUAAUUAGCACGCAGAAAUCGAACCAACAAAAAUGUAGCAAAGCAUUAUUCAGAAACAAACAAACUAAGAAAAAAAAAACAAAUAUAUUAGAAAUAAAAUGUAAAAAAAAUUACAUAAUAUUAGCAAAAACGCUUUUUUCUUGUUGAAAAGAGUAGCAAUAAAUGCGUUUGUGGCGGCUUUGCUGUGCUGCAAUAUGUUCAACUGCAAAGCCUAUGUUUAAAAGAAAGAUAAUAAAUAUAAAAAGUAAGAGUAAGUAAAAUUUGUAAAAUCAAAAUAAUAAAAACUAAAAGAAACACUAA
Messenger RNA from Anastrepha obliqua, 5144 nucleotides. RefSeq names its product SRSF protein kinase 3 (gene SRPK). The transcript has 4 exons. Gene Ontology annotation, molecular function: ATP binding; protein kinase activity. Lineage: Eukaryota; Metazoa; Arthropoda; Insecta; Diptera; Tephritidae. The coding region runs from base 390 to 3053 and encodes 887 amino acids. Gene Ontology annotation, biological process: regulation of mRNA processing; protein phosphorylation; spliceosomal complex assembly. The record is from RefSeq and is a predicted model, not a curated record.